AAACCCCCUCACAACACCGUCAAAAUGGGUCGCGUUCGUACCAAGACCGUUAAGAAGUCCGCCAAGGUCAUCAUUGAGCGGUACUACCCCAAGCUCACCCUGGACUUCGAGACCAACAAGAGGAUCUGCGAUGAGAUUGCCAUCAUUGCUUCCAAGCGUCUGCGCAACAAGAUUGCCGGCUACACCACCCACUUGAUGAAGCGUAUCCAGCAGGGUCCCGUCCGUGGUAUCUCCUUCAAGCUGCAGGAGGAGGAGCGUGAGCGCAAGGAUCAGUACGUUCCUGAGGUCUCUGCUCUCGACUUCACCCAGACCACCGAGUCUGGCCAGCUUGAGGUCGACCAGGACACCAAGGCUCUGCUCAAGCACCUUGGUUUUGACUCCGUCCCCGUCACCGUCAACCAGGUUCACCAGGCCCAGCCUCAGGAGCGUGGUGGCCGCCGCUUCGGCGACCGUCCUCCCCGUCGCGACUAAGCGCUCUCGACGAUAUCGACCCGGACACGACUCGUGCGGCGGUGUUGAGGAUAACUACAAGAAAAAGUCUACAAAAUGCAUGAGGGAAUUUGAUACGGAUACCAGGCUUGGUUUUGGGAAAUAUAGGGUUGUGGCGUCUCUGGCGUCUGCGGCAUAUCUACUGCUGCCAACAUGGAAGGUAGUGAGCUUUACCAGCUAGAUCCAAUGCAGAUCUCGUGCUCCU
Molecule: messenger RNA, 694 nt
Organism: Cryphonectria parasitica EP155
Lineage: Eukaryota; Fungi; Ascomycota; Sordariomycetes; Diaporthales; Cryphonectriaceae
Product: ribosomal protein S17e
Exons: 3
Coding region: 25-471 (148 amino acids)
Biological process (GO): translation
Cellular component (GO): ribosome
Molecular function (GO): structural constituent of ribosome
Source: RefSeq, a predicted model, not a curated record